CUCCUUCUUGUUUUAAUAAUGCAAGAAGCGAGCAUAGCGAACGGAAAGAAUAUUACAUCUGCCGAUGAGAAAUCUACGAAAAGUGCAGGAAAAGUGAAACGAUCAGAUUUAGAAGAGUCCGAGACAAGUUAUGUGACCUACCAACAUGCAAAUGCCUUUGGAAGUUCAUAUACUCCAUUUUCUCAGUCUACCCGACCUCAGACGAUAUAUUCAUCAUUCUUUCCAACCAGUUUAAGCUCGUCGUUUGGUUUCGGACGGAACACGACAUUUAAUAUUCACGAUGAAAUCAUGUGCGGGGAUAUGUAUCGGCGGCGGUGUGAAAAGUCAAGAUAUCGAACGUACGAUGGGUCUUGCAACAAUUUGCAGAAUCCCACAUGGGGCAUGGCAAACACGAGAUACGGACGGUUACUGCCAGGAAAUUAUGGUGACGGCGUACGCUCACCUACUUUAUCUGUGACUGGAGCGGAAUUACCACCGUCCAGAUUAGUUAGCUACACUCUGUUCCCCCCUGUCGACGUCGACGACCCGAUAUGGACGCUGGCUGCGAUGCAAUGGGGGCAAAUUAUUACCCACGACAUGGCCAUGAUCGAUGGAAGCACUCAAUCAAAACCGCACGCGACCCAAUGCUGCACGGACGAUGGACAGUUAGUGGACCAGUCAUUACUCGACAACCAGUGUUACCCAAUACUUAUACCGUACAACGAUCCCGUUUACAGGAAAGGUAGUAUAAGAUGUCUCAACUUCGUCCGUAGUACCACUGAUCUUGACCGUGGCUGCGCGUCGAACAAACCAGCAGAACAGCUGACGGUGGUUACACAUUUCUUGGAUCUCUCGAUCGUUUAUGGAUCGAGCGAUCAAUUGGCGGCGACUUUGCGAGCCGGUGUCGGCGGUCGAUUAAACGUAGAUAUUCGAAACAAUAGGCAAUGGCCACCAGCGGCAGCGAACAAAAGCGAAGUCUGUGAAAAUACGGACCCUAGAGAAGUUUGUUAUCAAGCUGGUGAUGCUCGAGUCAAUCAAAAUCCGCAACUGACCGUCUUACAAAUAAUACUGCUUAGGGAGCAUAAUCGCAUCGCGGAUGCAUUAGCACGCUUAAAUCCUCACUGGACCGACGAGACGACUUUCCAAGAGGCGAGACGAAUUGUAAUUGCGGAACAUCAGCAUAUUUCGUAUUACGAGUGGCUACCAAUAUUUUUAGGCGCCGAGGCUACGUAUGGUAACAAAAUUUUAUACCGAACUAAGGAUUACGUGAACGAUUACGAUCCGAAUGUAAAUCCCAGUACUCUAAAUGAGCAUUCGACUGCGGCAUUUAGAUACUUCCAUUCUCUCAUCGCUGGUUAUCUCAACUUGGUGACUGAGUACCGAUCGUCGAAGGGUGCUCUGAGGCUCAGCGAUCAUUUCAACAGGCCAGGAAUCAUUGAACGGUUCAACAACAUGGAUGAUCUUACUAGAGGAAUGUCUUAUCAACCGGAAAAAGCUAGUGAUCAAUAUUUUGAUGCUGAGAUCACGCAAUAUUUGUUCAGGAACGGAAGACCGCUGGGGCAGGACCUUAGAGCGAUAGAUAUUCAAAGGAAUCGCGAUCACGGGCUCGCUUCUUACAAUGACUUCCGCGAAUAUUGCGGUUUGCCUAGGGCGAAAUACUUUGGCGACUUUAUGGAUUACAUCUCUGCCUCGAAUGUGGAAAAAUUGGCCGAAUUGUAUCCCAGUCCUGAUGAUAUCGAACUGACUGUCGGCGGGUCACUAGAGGAACACGUGCCAGGCACUCUUUCCGGUCCUACUUUCUUGUGUAUACUCGUUAGACAAUUUUACCGAACGAGAGUGGGAGACCGACAUUGGUACGAGAAUAACGAUCAUAAAUUAGCAUUCACUAUAGAACAAUUGAAUGAGAUUCGGAAGGCUAGUAUAUCUCGACUAUUCUGUGACAAUGGUGAUUACAUCACCAGUAUGCAGCCAAGAGGAUUCGAACAAGUAUCGUCAACUAACCCUAUUAUGAACUGCGAAAACAUUCCUGCGAUUGAUCUAUCAUUGUGGAAAGAUUAUUCUGAAGAAUUGACGACCUAUAGGAGUAUAAAUUAUCCGAAUUUUAAAAAAUGAAACUGACGAAGGAACAUAUCACGUUACCAAAUAUAAAUUCAUUAGAGAUAAUUCAUCGCAUGAAGUAUUACUGACAGUGAAUGUAAAGUUGAUGUAAUUAUAAAUGCAUUAUAAUUUUUGUAAAGUUCUAUUUAA
Messenger RNA from Ceratina calcarata, 2226 nucleotides. RefSeq names its product peroxidase. Gene Ontology annotation, molecular function: peroxidase activity; heme binding. The record is from RefSeq and is a predicted model, not a curated record. Lineage: Eukaryota; Metazoa; Arthropoda; Insecta; Hymenoptera; Apidae. Bases 19 to 2091 code for a protein of 690 amino acids. The transcript is spliced from 13 exons. Gene Ontology annotation, biological process: response to oxidative stress.